UCUCUCGUUCCUCGCUCUCGUUUAGGGUAAAGUCCCAAACUCACAUCUCAUUCUCUCCUUCGAUUAAUUCUUCCUUCCAGCACGUUUUUCUGGUGGCGCGUGGAUAGUUUUGGUGGCGCGUGGGUCCACUAUCUAGCUGAAUCGUCGUUGUUUUGGCUAUCAAAGCUGAGAAAUAUCGCGGGGGCUUGGCCGGAACCGACCCGGCCGGGUUCAUUUCCGACCAUUGUUAAUGGCAUCGGCAGUGUUAGCGAACCAUCAGAACGAACCUGAUUGGACGCAACCGAGAAGCGGUGGCGGCGCGAAAUUCAUGGGCAAAGUUCCAUUUUCGAAAUCAAACCCUAACCCUAAUCAUAGAUUCGGCAACAGCAAGAAGAGGCAAUUUCAGCACGCAGCGGACGACGUAGAUGAAUCACCGGCUGUGACGCAAUCGGCUGCAUCUGACGAUGCAUCCUCGAUCAACCGGAAACCUAACAUUGAUUUCAGCGGAGGUGCAUACGUAAGCUUCAAAAUCGCUUCGUAUUCGAAGAAGGAACUGAUCGAGCUCAAAAAUCAGUUGAUCGUGGAGCUUGAGCAGAUUCGGAAAUUGAAGAAUCGAAUCGAGUCGCAUGACUUGCAUGUCAGAUCCAGCUCUAGCAAUUUUCCCCUGAAGAAAGGUAGCGGAAUCAAGAAAGUUACUGGUAGCAAGCGUCCAUUGCCGCCAAAUUUCAGCAAGGAAUUGAAGAGAUUGAAUCCCGAAAGUGGCAAUUUGAUGAAGAUGUGUGGUCAGAUUUUGACGAAAUUGAUGAAGCACAAACAUGGGUAUAUUUUCAAUUCUCCGGUGGAUGUGGUGGGAUUGGGUUUGCAUGAUUAUCUAGACAUAAUAAAAAACCCGAUGGAUCUGGGUACUGUGAAAUCGAGGCUGGCGAAGAACUUUUACGAUUCGCCUCUUGAUUUUGCUGCUGAUGUGCGGUUGACUUUCAACAAUGCCAUGAUGUAUAACCCUAAAGGUCACGAGAUAUAUGCCUUGGCCGACCAGCAGCUUACAAAAUUCGAGGAGUUGUUUAGGCCCGAUAAAUGAGAGAUUGAGGGAAGAAGUACGACAAGAAAUGGUGUAUGACCCGGGAAUUGCAGCCAAGCUCAUGGGAUCGUGUUGAGAGGGAUCGUGUGGAGCCCAGAUCGA
Carica papaya (papaya) is the source of this 1159-nucleotide messenger RNA. The record is from RefSeq and is a predicted model, not a curated record. Lineage: Eukaryota; Viridiplantae; Streptophyta; Magnoliopsida; Brassicales; Caricaceae.